UGCUUGAUAACAGGGAUGGCAGGUAGUGCUGGGGUGGGCUGAAAGGCCAGGUUUCUGGCCAUGCAUCUUCUAACCCUCCUGUUGGCAGAGGCAGAGCUUGUGACGUUUCUUAUGCCAGCGUAAUCAGUCCUUGUAUCCCUUAAGUCCAGACUUGACCACAAGCUGUUGCUUGCAGAGAGCCGGCGUAGUGUAGCUACAGCCACUGUGAUCCAGGGAUGCUGGGUAUUCUGCUGGGGAAAGCUACCAGGACCUGUACUGGCACGCACUAAGCCCGAGUACUGUCCUUGCAUAAGGACACAGACCAGAGGCUCUGCAAAAGGCUAGGUGACUCACCUGGAGCACGGGGCUCCAGCAGUCCCAUCCUGUGCUGCCAGCCUCUCCCAGCCUCUGCUUCCUGCUGCCCUGCUGUCUGCACAGCCAUUUCCACAAGCCUUGGUCUUAUUCCUGGAUUUCCCUGGUUCAGCCCCUGGAGAAGUCACGAGCAGAAGCUCUGUCAGUAGAUUGUACAGAUGUGGGCAAUUGCAGUUCUAAGGUUUUGAAAAUGAGAUUUGCUGCUCCCAGCCCUGGCAUUGACUAGAAGGGAGUGAUUCACAUGGAAAAUCUGUAACAGUGGACAAGCUACUUCACUUCUACAUCCAAAUAUUUUGAUCGCUGACAGUUGUGGGGAACUGAGAAAAACAGCUGACACACAGAGACCAGAAUAACUCUGUGAUGCAAGUUAUAGGGUAAAGGGAUCCAUGCAGGAACAGCUUUCCUAGAUAUGCACUUGACUGCUCUAUUACAAAGACAACACUUUUUCUCCCACCCCCAAAUCUGCUGCAAUUGUCAUGCAGAAGACCUGUACAAAGGUCCCUCUGCAUGCUCACUGUUGACUUAUCCCAUACCAGAUCAGGCAGCCACCCACUUCCAGUCCUAGAAUUGCAGCAGAGUUCCCAGAAGCUUCAGCUUGUCAUAUUCAGUGCAUCUCCUGCAGCUCUGGUCCCUGCCCUUCCUGUCUCAGCCCAGACUCUGAUUUUUCAUCCUCUUUUAUUUGUCUUCAAGUCAUCUCUGUCCGCUCCUACCCCUCUGUGCCGCUCUGCUCAGAGAUGCAGGCAAGGACGAUUCAAACACAGCUCCACACACGCUUCCCCUACCCACAGCGAGUGGUUUACAAGCCAGGUGGAGCUGAGUGGUUACUACGAAGCUGAGAACACCACUCCUUCUUUGGAGGGCUACUUUUGCUUCAACCCAGCCUCAUCUGUGGUUGGCAACCAGGGAGACCCCUUCAGAAAGGUCUUCAUGCCCCUCAUCUAUCUGCUGAUGUUUGUUUUGGGGACUCUGGGCAAUGCUCUGGUCCUGGUCAUUUUAGAGAGGUUCAAGCGGUCUCGGACCACCACAGAAAACUUCCUUUUCCACCUCACCCUGGCCAACCUGGCACUGUUGCUCACCUUCCCAUUCAGUGUGGUGGAGAGCUUGGCUGGGUGGGUAUUUGGGAAGUUCCUCUGUAAGAUACUCAGCGCUGUCCACAAGAUCAAUUUCUACUGCAGUAGCAUGCUGCUGGGGUGCAUCGCGGUGGACCGUUACCUGGCCAUCGUCUAUGCAAUCCACACCUACCGCAAACGCAGAGCUCGCUCCAUCCACCUCACCUGCACAGCUGUCUGGCUCUGCUCAUUGCUUCUGACUUUACCCGAUCUCAUCUUCAUGGAAGUCUGGACAGAUGACAGCAACCGCAGCAUUUGCUACUUCCCAGAGGUUGGGAUUGAUGGAAACAAUGCAUGGCUGGCAACUCGCUUCCUCUACCACACUGUGGGUUUCUUUGUGCCUCUGCUGGUCAUGUGUUACUGCUACAUGGCCAUCAUCCGGGCACUGUGUCAGUCCCAGCGCCUGCAGAGGCAGAAAGCUGUCCGUGUGGCCAUCCUGGUCACAGGCAUCUUCCUCCUGUGCUGGAGCCCAUAUCACAUUGUCAUCUUCCUGAACACACUUACCAAGCUAGAAGCCUUCACCAAGAAUUGCCUCCUGGAAGAUCAGCUGGACACAGCCAUCAUGGUGACAGAGGCCAUCGGCUUCACACACUGCUGCCUCAACCCCAUCCUCUACGCUUUUAUUGGGGUCAAGUUCCGUAACGACUUCUUCCGGAUCCUGCAGGAGGUUGGCUGCAUAAGCCAGGAGACCCUGCAGGAGAUCCUGGAGGUGACAAGGAAGGGCAGUGGGAUAGAGUCUGACAACACCACCUCCAUCUCCACUUUCUAGCUGGGAAAGGCUGCCUGCGGGGCAGAACUCGCCUGGGUCUUUCCUUCCAGUGGCACACUUGCUGUGGUCUCAGUUACAAGUUUCACAAUCAUCCCCACAACUUUCUUCACUCCUCAGGAAACAGGUCCAAUAGCCACCAAACACCCAAAUCCCAUCAGACACCUUGCUUGGCUCUUCCUGGUUCUCAAACUUGUAGAGAUCCAUCUGGCAGCUGUUGGUGAAUGCUGGAUGUCUGAUGGUCACUCUUGUGGAGCUGGAUGAAGAUGGUCACUCAAGUGGGUUGAACCUGACAUUCCCACCUCUCCCUCAAAAAAUGGACUGCAGGCAUCUUGUGCACAAGGCCAGGCACAGGACUGGGGUGCCAGGGUUAAGAAAAAAUUUGCAGCCAAGUAAAUGAGUCAUGUCAGUAAGCAGGUCUCCAUUUCCAUAGCUAAGGUUGGAACACACAUGCUCUCCAGUGGCCAUCGCAACUGCAGAGAUGCAGGUAGGACUGAUGGGGGCUGCAAAGCUCAAUCCCAUAGCAUGGGCAUACAGUGCUGGACACUCUUAGACUGCUACAUUGUCUUCCUGCUGCAUAACAUCACCCCAGGCCGCCACAACACGUUCAUCUUCCCAGCACAGCUCAUGCCAGGAGGUCCUCCCACAGACUGAAAGAUUUGUCUGUCACAGACUCCUUUCCUGACACCAGUUGCAUCCUUCCCCACUCAUUUGAUCUGCUUUACUGCUGUUAUGAUGUCCUGUGAGUGGCUGUUGAACUAAAUGCCUGACUAUGCAAAAGUUUUCCUUUAAGGAGGAACACCAUCUGAGGAGAUGGCUUCAGUCUUGUGAGUGCACACAGGGGAGAGAAACCACACAGCCUAGUAAAGCUAAUGGUAUAACUUUUUUUUUUUGGCAGCUAGUUGUAUGGCUAUUUAUGGGUUCCGAGAGCAAGGAGACCCACUGCCCCAGAGUAAGGGAAAGUCUCCUUUGUUUUUAGCAAGGCUAGAGGAAAUGUGGCAUUUUGCUUUGUACUAUGCUUUCUGUUAGUUUUCCUCCACCUGCACCUACAGGGCUUUCAGAGAUUAACUGCAUCCAGGUGUACAGAGGACAGACCUGGGUGGUGAUCUUGCCCUGAACUGCAAGUAUGCCGAAACUGCUCAGAUCAGGGCAGCUUGAUGAUAAUUUGCUUCAAAGUAAGAGCAGCAGCUUUCCCCAUCAUUAAUUCUUGCACCACAAGCUGGUGUGUGGGGAAGUCCCAGCAGACUCAAGACAGCUUGCUGCUGAUAGGAGGUCUUGUCACAGUUUAACAUGGCAGCAGGCCCACAACGCUGCUCCUUGACACAUCUGUUCCUAAAGAGUGCUGUGGCCUGAACUGUAGGAGAGCCAUACAUACCAGUGUCACCCUCCUCACAUGCACACUUUAAAAUCUCCUCUACCCUUCACCUCACAUUUUAAGCAGUGUUGAAACAAUGUUAGUUCUCCUGUGGCAGCAGUAAUUUUAUGGUAACCUCACUUCUGAAGUUCAUCCCACUAGCAGACAGCUCAGUCCCAGGUGAACUUCACAGUACUCAAGGGCCCUGCUAAAAAGAUCAGCCAUUAUGGAAGGGGCCACAUUACCUCUGCUUGACUCAGGCAGAGAUCUCAAUAGCUUGAUCUCACAUUGUGACUUGAGGAGAAAACUCAUCUAGUAUAAGGCAGUUCUCCAUUUCCUGCAGCACCGCAUCUUCAAAGAUGAAACUUUCAAGUAAUGGCAACUGUGGUUGUUCAGGCACAUACAUGCAGUAGAGAAGGGCAAGUGUCUUCAGGCUGCAGUUGUGCUCUCCACAGUUGUACCAGUGAGAAAACCCACUGCAGAAGCAUUGUAAACACCUCCCUGGCAGGUAAUGGUGACAACUGUGUUUCUACAUGAAAAUGUUAUUGAAAAAAAUAAUAAUCAAAGAAUUCAAUAAUAAAUCAAAAUUCUAACAGUGGUCACAAAGUAAAAAGAAAAUCUGCACUCAAAUGAGAGUUAACAGACUACACAUCUAUUGUUACUAUAGCUUUUAGCACUGGUAUGUACAAACCUUUAGGAAGUUUUGAGGUAAGCUGUAAUAAACAGGUGAAUAAAACACCAUCUUCUCAUGUGUAGUGCUUGUAAGCAAUUGUCUGCAACUGUGUCACUUUAUUCAAGGGAGAUGCAUCAGAGAGGACUAAGUGGGCACAUGGCACCUUUCUGAAAAGCUCUGCUCAAAGGGCUUAGAGGAGCACCUUGCUCAGAUUCCCCUUCACCAGUGCCACAGAAGGCUCUGCUGUGUUCAGAGUCAGUCCAGACUGUAUUACCUCUCUGCUUUACGGAGCCUUUUCCACUUACUGCAGCACCUCCUGCCCCAAUUUUACAGCAGCUGCUAACCUGACUGGAAAACUGCCCUUACACCUACAUUUGGCCCAGACAGCCUGUGAAUGGCUUGGCUCAGAGCUGGCAGACCUUCCCCAAAGGUUGCCGUUGUUCCUCCCACAGCUGCCUGCAGCCAGCCUGCUGAGUGUGGAUAAGAAGAAAGCAAGAGGAACUUUCCUUCACUGCAGAGGAAGCUCUGCUUUCCAGUCAGCAAAAUCCUUGCUAUCCCCUCAAGUUUUGCAUGGCUGUCACAACACCUUGCCCCACAGUGGGCUUCCCUGCUGAGUACUCACCCUGCCAAAGCCACCCCUGCAGCCCUCGGGCAGACCUCCAUCCUCCCCAGUGGAGCUCUGCUCAGCCCCUAUGCCAUGGCUGCCAAGUGAGGCAGAUGCACUCUGCCAACCCAGGCCACCAGGAAGGGGGACUGAGCCAAGGGGAGCUCCAAGGCGGCUCCUGCAGAAAGUAGGGAGAUGAUGCGUGGGAAGGCAAUGUCACCACCAUCCACAGCACAGCCUCUGCGCCUCCAGCCCCGGACUGUGCUCUGGAAACAAGGCUCCAGCACACAAACCAGAGGAAGCCCUGGUCUCUGAUGAAGGCAACCCCAAAGAUGGGAACCCAAAGACCCUCACAACAGCACACUGCUCUGCAUUUCCUGCAGGGCAACCAAGUCUCCCAGGAGACAGAGCUGGGGUUCCAGUAGAGCAUCCUGCUACACACACACAGUGAUCACAGGGCCGUGGCAGGCAGUGGAGCAUGCAUGGGUGAGUGCAAGU
Motacilla alba alba is the source of this 5355-nucleotide messenger RNA. It is a transcript of the gene CXCR5, whose product is annotated as C-X-C motif chemokine receptor 5. Bases 859 to 2229 code for a protein of 456 amino acids. Gene Ontology annotation, cellular component: membrane. Lineage: Eukaryota; Metazoa; Chordata; Aves; Passeriformes; Motacillidae. Gene Ontology annotation, biological process: lymph node development; chemotaxis; immune response. Gene Ontology annotation, molecular function: C-X-C chemokine receptor activity. The transcript is spliced from 2 exons. The record is from RefSeq and is a predicted model, not a curated record.